UCUGGAAAAAAGAGGUAGUUAUUAUUUGUUAACAGUGAUGAAUUUUCAAUUUUAUUUUGGGGGGUGGGGGUUAAACAAGUUGAAUGAAAUUUGAAUCCUAAGAGUUGGAAGGUUGAUGGAGAAUGGUGUGAAUGUGGAAAAGAGAUGAGAGGAGAAAGAUUUGGAGAUAAGAUAAGAUGCAUGCAAUAACUCUCUCUCUCACUGCAAACACCUUCCUUCGUUCCUCUCACACUCAUCUUCCUUUCAGAUCUCUUCAACCAAGUUGUUGCAUACCCACUUGUAAAAUUAGCUAUGGAAUUCGUUUCAACCGUUCACAGCGGAAGCACGAGAAGAAGAAAGGAAUCGUGGUUGUGAGAGCAAGGCGUAGCGAGUCUCCAUACGAAGUUUUGGGCGUGUCCCCAUCCGCAACUGUCGCUGAAAUCAAAAAGGCGUAUCGGAAACUCGCUCUCAAGUAUCAUCCCGAUGUCAAUAAAGAGGAUAAGGCACAGGAGAAAUUUAUGAGGAUAAAACAUGCAUACAAUACAUUGCUAAAUUCUAGUUCCCGCAAAAAGUAUGAUUCUGGAAACCAGGGUUAUGAUUUUUCUCAAGGAAAACGAAGUAGGAAUGCACAAGCCGAAGAAGAAUUUUAUGGACUAGGUAAUUUUUUGAGGGAUGUUCAAAUAUCAAUAGAGGACUUCUUUAGGGAUCUUCAAGAAGAAUUCAGGAACUGGGAAGCAAACGCUGCUUCACAAGGAAAGCCAAAGAGUCUAUGGGAGGAAUUGGCGGAAAUAGGAGAAGAUUUUGUGGAGUUCCUAGAGAAAGAACUGAAUAUUAGUGAUCAAAAUGACAAUUAUAAAACACCUGAGGGAGGAAAUGCAUCCAACUUUUCAGAGGCAGAAACACCAAGUCAAGGUGAAGCUAGCAAGGGAAACAGAAGUGUUCAGGAUAACCUUGAUGAAAUAGAAGCCACUCUGGCUCAGUUGAAAAAGGAAUUAGGCUUGUAGCAUAAAAGGAAAGCCAAAAAGCAUUACCUCUCAUUGAUGGCACAAGACAAGGGAUUUAUGUGAAGGCAUAUUAUCCCUGUGGCCAUUGGGAACUUGAAAUCACAAAAGGAUUUGUUGGCUUCCACUGUUGUAAUGUUUUAAUGUUUUUCUUUCUGGGCCUCCGAUGUCCAGCAGUAUUCAAUUAUUUAUUUAUCUAUUUUCAUUGUUAGUGGGGUGGGUAGAGGAAAUGAGUAUAGAACAACAUGAAACUUCAAUCAUGGAUGUAUUUUGGUUAGAUGGAACAGAAAGAAAUGUAAAGGCAUUAUAAUAACUCAUUGGUUUGUAAAAACAUUUUAUCCGGUGUUCGAACAUACAAAAUUGACAAAUGAUUUGGAUUUCAAA
Molecule: messenger RNA, 1364 nt
Organism: Cajanus cajan (pigeon pea)
Lineage: Eukaryota; Viridiplantae; Streptophyta; Magnoliopsida; Fabales; Fabaceae
Product: Chaperone DnaJ-domain superfamily protein
Biological process (GO): protein refolding
Cellular component (GO): cytoplasm
Source: RefSeq, a predicted model, not a curated record